Molecule: messenger RNA, 1745 nt
Organism: Colletotrichum acutatum
Lineage: Eukaryota; Fungi; Ascomycota; Sordariomycetes; Glomerellales; Glomerellaceae
Product: phytanoyl-CoA dioxygenase
Exons: 3
Coding region: 329-1276 (315 amino acids)
Source: RefSeq, a predicted model, not a curated record
AUCUCGCAUGAGUGUGUUCUUAUUCCCUUUUAGGAAGUAUCUUCAACCUCCCUGAAUGUAAGGAUAAACUUCGGCCGCCAGCUUACCACUAAUUACUGUGCGGAGUGGCAAGCAUAGCCCUGUUACAACUUACGACUACGGACACUAUUCCCCCAUCAUGCUCAGGCUGCGUUAUACGGAGUACAUGAGCUCUUGUACACUAAAUCCUCGUAGUUUAUAAACCACUUUCUCUUUGCAAAGUCCCCAUAGCCCUGAGCACGCGACGACUAAGCUCGGUGCAUUGUUUGUUCUCGACAUACCUAUCGUUUUCGAACAUUGAAAUCGAAUCAUGUCUUCGUCCACAGUGUCCGACAUGAUGGCUAAAUAUGGUCCUGAGGUCCAGAAGGUCUCCGCAGACACACCAUUGGACGACAUCAUCUACCUCCUCAAGCGUGACGGGGGCGUUUUCGUUAGAGAUCUGGUCCCUGUCGCUGAUGUCGACAAAGCUCACGAUGAAUGCCGCGAACGCCUUGAAAAUGAUGUGGAAUGGAAUGGCUCCUUCUUUCCAAAGGAGACUCAGCGGGCACCAGCCUUGUUGGCUCUCAGCCCUACGUAUGCCAAAACACAAGUCAUGAACCCAGUCUAUCAAAAGGUGUGCGAGCACUUCUUGACCACCCGAAGUUGGUUCUGGUGGGGAAACGAGAAGAAGGAAUCUGUGUCGAAGCCUUAUGUUCACUCCUGUACUGCUAUGAGCAUUGGGCCUGGGGGCAAAGCUCAGCCCUUGCACCGAGACGACUACAUCAGCCACAACUAUCAUCAAGAGGUGAGUGAAUGGGAUGAUGAGCGAGACAAGAGCCGGGAAACAGCUGUUGGGCUCUUCGUGGCUGGCUGCAAAGUCACCAAGGAGAACGGUGGAACACAAUUCAUUCCCCGGAGCCAUUUGUGGGGGACUGAUAGACACAUGCCACCUCAAGUAGAGGAGUGCAUCUACGCCGAGAUGGAGAAAGGCGAUGCCUUCAUCAUGCUGGCAUCCGCGUACCAUGCCGGAGGCCACAACACAACAAAGAAUGAGAGACGACUGAUGUUUGCAACGUUCUCUAUUCGAGGCUAUCUUCGACAGGAAGAGAACCAAUUCUUGUCUGUGCCCCAAGAUGUUGCAAAAAUGUUGGAUCAACCCAUCCAGGAGUUUAUGGGAUACUCAAUGAGCGAUCCGGCCUGUGGGUACGUUGACCAGAUGGAUCCAAUCUUUGUGCUCCGUCCCGAAUUAAAGGGUGACGGGCGUCCUUCCGACUUCUAAUGGACAACUAAAUCGCAGUCAGUUGGGAUUAUAUUAGAGUUGGAAGCCUUGUUUAAGCUUCUCAGCUUGGGGCCGUCGAGGAUAGUCCUUUGCUGCUUCAGGAAGUGCCUACCUGGACAGUGCUACAUCGGUUAUCAAAAGUCUCAAUGAAUUAUCGAGGGAAUAAUUAAAUUCACACCGUUGCCAAAAUUUAGGUGCGAAAGCACUAGGCUUCGAUCAUUUUGUAUACUGGUCCAUUGAAAUCCUUCAAAAAAUGGCUGGAAAGUUAUUUCCUAAAUGGUGUCGGCCAUAAGCAUCAUUCGUAAGGCUUCACUAGCAACGGUCAUCACGGCAACUCGAUGUAAUUCGGAAUCGUAUCGAGUUGCAAAGCCUUUGGCGAGUCUUUCCAAAGUUACCCGAAAUCAAAAGCAGAUGAGAGGAAGCUAAUGAUGAUCAUGGUUCGACCGACCUGGUAGUGCUUCACAUCAUG